AUGACGAGCCCAGCAGAUAUCGAGGCCGCCAACUCCCAUCCAUCCAACAUCAUAUUUGCCUACGACAAAGAGGACGACCACGAAGCCCACCCUCGUCUUUCCGACUCUGAGCACGACGCGCUCCUUCCGACGUCCGACUCGGCCCCAGGUCUGUCCCAGAAGCUCGGUCUUCAAAGCACAGCUGGCCCUCGCUUCACUCUCGUUCAUCUCCUUUCCGCCUUUGCUGGUGGUAUCGCUAUAUGCGCCACAGCACAACUAUCAAUAUGGGGGACUGGGUGUUACACCUCUUAUCGUUCCGCAUACGGCAACGGACGGACUGGUGUUGACGUCCUCGCAGCACCUGAAGCUGGCUCGACUGAGGUGCACCAUUUCCCUCCACCAUCCCCCACGAAUGCAUCUCCGGAGUGGUUCCCAACCGAUGUCGGUUACGCAGGCGGCACGCCUACCGGCGCCGAGCCAGGUCUCAUCGCAACUGCGCCUUCAUACCCCCUCCACACUGCGGCAGCACAGCUUGUCGCUCCCGCCGAGUACCCCAAAUCCAAGUCUAAGCCCAAUGACGACGACAAGGACGAGGAUGAUGACGAGGAGUUCAACCUGUUCCGCAAGUGGGGCAACCUGUCACCUUGGUACAGUGUACCUCAAGGCACCUACGGCAUCGACGCGUCGCCGGAUGCGCCGGAGGGAUGCUCCAUCACCGGUCUGCACCUGCUCCAUCGUCAUGGUGCUCGAUACCCUACCGCAUGGAGUGACUACGGUGGACCUGCCAAGCUCGCGACCAAACUGCACGGCGCAGCUGCACAGUGGGAAGGAACGGGGAAGCUCAGCUUCCUCAACGACUGGACGUAUAAGCUUGGUGAAGAAAUCCUCACGCCGUUUGGCCGCCAGCAGCUAUUCGACCUCGGUUUGUCGAUGCGCAUGAAGUACGGGUAUCUCCUCAAGAACUUCACUGAAUCCAACACUAUCCCUGUGUUCCGGACUGAGUCCCAGGACCGUAUGCUCGCCUCUGCCCAGAACUUCGCUCUUGGCUUCUUCGGGUAUCCAUUUGACGGCCAGUAUGAACAGCUUAUUACCAUUGAGGCGGAUGGGUUUAACAACACCUUCGCGCCUUACAAGACCUGCCCGAACGCUAAGGCCUCCGGCAAAGGGAAUCGCUCUCUCGACUAUAUCCGUCGCUGGACCGCAACAUAUCUCUCGGACGCCUAUACGCGCAUUCAGAAGCAACUGAGUGGGCUUGAGCUCUCCGUCGAGGACGUGUACACCAUGCAGCAGAUGUGCGCUUACGAGACGGUCGCUAUUGGAUACUCCAAAUUCUGCGAGCUCUUCACAGAGGACGAAUGGGAGGGCUUCAACUAUGCACUGGACAUUUCCUUCUGGUACGACUCCGCCUUUGGCUCGCCUGUCGCGAAGGUGCAGGGCAUAGGCUACGUCCAGGAACUUGUCUCGCGCCUCACGAAGACGCCCAUUGAGACGCAUAACUCGAGCACAAAUGCGACGCUCCAUCGUCCUGAGACGUUCCCGCUUGGUAGCAGCUUGUAUGUCGACGCGACGCACGAAGUUGUUGUGCUCAACAUUAUUGCUGCGUUGAACCUGACGACGCUCGCGGCCGGUGGGCCUCUGCCUGCGGACCACAUACCGAAGAAGCGGCCCUUCCGCGUUGCCGAGCUUGCACCUUUUGCAACCAAUAUGCAAUUCCAACUGCUCUCCUGCGCCUCCCAUCCCGACCCCCAAAUCCGUAUAGCCAUCAACGACGGUGUCGUCCCACUCACAGGCGUCUACGGCUGUCCCGAGGACAAGCUGGGCAUGUGCCCCGUCGACGUGUUCGCUGAAGGUCAGCGCCGAACCAUCAGCGAGACAGACUGGGACUGGGCAUGCCACGGCAACUGGGAGGUGCCGGCGGGUGAAGCGUGGGAGACUGUUACGGGUGCGGCGCCGGGGAGGGAGUAUGAGAAGAGUGAGUGA
Molecule: messenger RNA, 1959 nt
Organism: Coniophora puteana RWD-64-598 SS2
Lineage: Eukaryota; Fungi; Basidiomycota; Agaricomycetes; Boletales; Coniophoraceae
Product: phosphoglycerate mutase-like protein
Exons: 15
Coding region: 1-1959 (652 amino acids)
Molecular function (GO): acid phosphatase activity
Source: RefSeq, a predicted model, not a curated record